This is a messenger RNA of Symbiodinium sp. CCMP2456, 1734 nucleotides long. Lineage: Eukaryota; Dinophyceae; Suessiales; Symbiodiniaceae. The record is from the annotation of a GenBank genome assembly.
AUGGCCCGGAAGCGGAGCGGCAUCGAAGCCUAUGGACAGGACGAGGCGGAUGAGUUUCUGGCUCUAGAUGAGUCAGGAGAUGAAGCCGUGGAGGACGAGGAAGGAGAGGAAGAUGUUAUGCAAUUGACGCCGUUGGACGACGGUUCGAAGGUGUCCAGAGCCAAGGACAAGAAGUCGAAGAAAGGAGCAGCAGAGCCUGACGAGGAGGAUGUAGACCUCGCGCCUGUCAGUAAGGGUUGGGGUCGUGGUGAUUUCUACGGAGGGGAGGAUGCUGGAGACGACUCCGAAGGGGCAAGCGAUGAGGAUUUGACUUUCAAGGAGGCAAAGAAACUGGAGGAAUUGCGAGCAGCGCGCUUGCAGAGUCUCAGCGACCCUCUCUCCGCAUUGCUUGGCCAAGGCUCUGGCGAAGGAGAAGAUCAAAACUCAAAAGCUCAGGAUGUAGAUGCCGAGUUCGAGGCAGUCUUUGCAGAGCAGGCGGAGAAAAGCAUGGUCCAAAGGGACCUCUCACAACUCUCCGAUGCCAAAAGGAAAAGCCUGUUGAAGAAGGAGUCGCCGGAGUUGCUCCCACUCUUGAAGGACUUCCAAGACAAGAUCAAUACCCUAUUACCGCUCCUGUCCUUGCUGAAGCCUAGUGCGAAGACCCGGCUGCCUUCUUCCGGUGCGUCCUACCUGGAAGCUCGCGUCAGCUUGCUUUUAAAUCACUUGGCCAAUUUGUCGUUUUACCUGAUGAUCAAGGCUGAGGGUGCCGACGUGCGUUCACAUCCUGUCGUGUCGCAGCUCGUCUGGCUUCGGGAAUUGGGUGAACUGAUGAAAGCGGUCGAUGAGCGAGUUGGCACGAAAUUGAAGAAGGCCGUGAAGCAGGCCAAGAAGCUCCCGGAUGUCGUGGAAGGCGGUGAUGCCGAGACGACAGAGCCACCCAAGGUGGAGGUAGCACAGGAAAUCACUCAAAAGCAGAGUCUGUCACUGGCAGAGCGCUUGGCGCGCUUGCGGGGGAAGCCCGUCAAGAAUGGAUCGGCUGAGCCAAGUAAGCCCGGUGAUUCGGCGGCUCCUUUGGUGUCAUCCCUCUUGCGACUGCCUCCUUCUAGGCGGAAGGCAAACCGUGGCAGUGGCGAAGGUCCCGCGGAUCUGGAUGAGAUCGACCCAACCUUAGGUGCCUGGAUGCCCUCGGCCAGUUUGAGCCAGCAGCUGUCGGAGGUACAGCAGCAUCUCCGCGAGCGCAAGGCCAAGGCAGCACCACAGGCUUCGGAUGCGAAUCCCGAGCCUCGAGCGCGAGCGCAUCGUGAGCGAGUUCAGACCGAAAUCGAUCCAAGAGAAGCCGCAGACAGCUCUCAGAAGGAGGCGUCUCUCCAGGCGAGAAGUGGUGGCGACGACGAUGGGUUAGGAGAAGUUGUCCAGGAAGCCAACGCAAAGUCUCGGAUUCGGAAAGAGAAGAAGGAAGCAGAGCGAUCGGCCAAAACGCAAGCCAAGCUUGCACAGCAGUAUCAUCCAGAGAAGAAGGUCGAGGGCAGACGAGCAUCCAGCAAGCAAAUCCUGGAGAACAGAGGUUUGGUUCGCUUCCGUAAGAAGAAGGCCGGGAAUGCGAGAGUGGCGAAUCGCCAAAAGUAUGACAAGCUCGUGAAGCGGAGGAAGGGCGCCGUGCAAGAGAUGCGCGAAGGAGCCGCAGAUGGUGCAACCUAUGAUGGCGAAGCCACUGGCCUGCGAACGAACCUCCGAAAGUCCAUGAAGCUCGGCUAG